Molecule: messenger RNA, 2885 nt
Organism: Chanos chanos (milkfish)
Lineage: Eukaryota; Metazoa; Chordata; Actinopteri; Gonorynchiformes; Chanidae
Gene: prox1a
Product: prospero homeobox 1a
Exons: 5
Coding region: 480-2702 (740 amino acids)
Biological process (GO): regulation of transcription by RNA polymerase II
Cellular component (GO): nucleus
Molecular function (GO): RNA polymerase II cis-regulatory region sequence-specific DNA binding; DNA-binding transcription factor activity, RNA polymerase II-specific
Source: RefSeq, a predicted model, not a curated record
UCAUUUGCCCGUUUGCUGAGAAGGCACUCAUAGCAUUCUUUUUGAUGGUUAAGCUUCUUCAUUCACGACGGUGAAGUUCGGCGUUUUGUAUUCCUCUAAAUCCAGCGGACUGCUCUUAUUGGUAGGUGCAAAUGUUACAUCACAAUGAUUAUGACGCGCCGUCUUCCUACUUCCUUCAGCUGCGUCUUAAAGUGAAUCUUGUUGGUUGCGAGAGCCCCGUCCUGUCCGUCUCGUACAGAAAUACAAUUUCCAUCUAGUGAAGAGAGCGGCGCAAAAGAGCUCACUCUCUCUCACUCGCCGUCGCUCUUGCUUGUCCCGAGAAAUUACAAUAUUCAUCACGGGGCGAACAUCCCACUAUUCUCUCGCACACUAUUAGCCUACCAAGAAGCUGAGUAUCCUCUCAUCUGCAGAGUGCCCGGGCUUCUUGAGCUGUGCCCAGCUGACUGGCUUCAAAAGAUGGCACAAUAACAGUUCCCGUGAUGCCUGACCAUGACAACACGGCCCUCUUAAGUCGACAAACCAAGAGAAGAAGAGUUGACAUUGGCGUGAAAAGGACUGUAGGGACGACGUCGUCCGUGGUUUUCGCCCGAGCAAAAGCAACGAUAUUCAGUGCCAUGAACCCCCACGGAGGAGAGCAGGAUGUCGACUGUUCGGUGGUGCAGCAUGCAGAUGGGGAGAAGUCCAACGUGCUUCGCAAGCUGCUGAAGAGGGCAAACUCCUACGAGGACUCCAUGAUGCCCUUUCCCGGGGCCACGAUCAUCUCCCAGCUGUUGAAAAACAACGUGACCAAAAACGGCUGCAGCGAGUCCAACUUCCAGGGCAGCGGGCUCUCCAGCGCGGGCUCCGAGGUCCACCAGGAGGACGCCUGCAGUAACUCUUCGAGGGAGAGUCCUCAGGAGUGCCUCUCACCCUUCAGCCGCCCGGCCAUCACACAGUUCGACAUCGAGCGGCUGACGGACGAGCACCUGCGUGCGAAACGCGCGCGGGUCGAAAACAUCAUCCGCGGCAUGAGCCACUCGCCCAGCGUCACUCUCCGCGCCGGGGAGAACGAACGCGAUGGGGCAGCCCAGCCCCCCAGCCCUCGGGAGAGCUACCGGGAGAACAAGCGUAAGCAGAAGCUGCCCCAGCAGCAGCAUAGCUUUCAGCAACUGGUGUCUGCACGGAAGGAGCAGAAACACGAGGAGAGGAGGCAGUUGAAGCUGCAGCUGGAAGACAUGCAGAAGCAGCUCCGCCAGCUGCAGGAGAAGUUCUACCAGAUCUACGACAGCACCGACUCUGAAAACGAUGAGGACGGGAACCAGUCGGAGGACAGCAUGCGCUCCGACGGCAUGGACAACCGCGCCCGCGAUUCCAACCAGGACCGUUCCGACAACGAGAUGUCCGACCUGGACCCGGGACACUUUCUGGACCGAGCCCGCGCCCUGAUCCAGGAACAGACGAUGAUGGCGGAAGGAGACAAGCCCAAGCGGGACGGCAGUCGGGGGAAGGGGCAGGGACCGACCUCCAUGCACGCGGAGGGGAAGCAGUUGGCAGAGACUCUGAAGCAGGAGCUCAACACGGCCAUGUCCCAAGUGGUGGACACGGUGGUGAAGGUGUUCUCCAAGCCUCCGCGACCAGUUCCUCAGGGCUUCCCUCCCCUCCAGAUACCCCCGGAACGCUUCGCAGUCAACGGGGACAACCCCGACUUUCACACCUCCAACCAGCGCCUGCAGUGUUUCGGUGACGUCAUCAUUCCCAACCCCCUGGACUCUUUCGGCAGCAUGCAGGUACCCAACGCCAACGACCAAACGGAGGCGCUGCCGCUGGUGGUCCGAAAAAACUCGUCGGACCAGUCCGGAUCUCUGCCUGCGCCCGGCGCCCACCAUCACCCUUCAUUGCACCCUUCCCCUUUAUCCGCCACGAUGGGUUUCAGUCCUCCCUCUUUCCGUCACCCGUUUCCCCUCCCACUCAUGGGCUACCCCUUUCAGAACCCUUUAGGAGCCGCCUCAGGACCCUACCCUGGCAAGGACAGGUCCUCACCAGAGUCCCUGGACCUGUCCCGAGAGACCGCCAGCCUAAGGACCAAGAUGUCGACCAAUCACUUAGGCCACCAUCGUUCCUGUUCGCCCUCCCACCCAGGGAGCACCACGGAGGGACUGUCCUUGUCCCUCAUCAAGUCUGAGUGUGGAGAUCUCCAGGACAUGUCAGACAUCUCCCCUUAUUCAGGAAGUACAAUCCAGGAGGGCUUGUCACCAAACCACUUGAAGAAGGCGAAGCUGAUGUUCUUUUACACACGCUACCCAAGCUCCAACAUGCUGAAAAUGUUUUUCUCUGACGUGAAGUUCAACAGAUGUAUCACGUCUCAGCUGAUCAAGUGGUUCAGUAACUUCCGAGAGUUCUACUACAUCCAGAUGGAGAAGUUCGCCCGGCAGGCCAUCAACGACGGCGUCACCGGGGUGGACGAGCUGACCGUCACCCGCGACUGCGAGCUCUUCCGCGCCCUCAACAUGCAUUACAACAAAGCCAACGACUUCGAGGUUCCGGAACGAUUCCUGGAAGUGGCGCAGAUCACGUUACGCGAGUUUUUCAAUGCCAUCGUGGCAGGGAAAGACGUUGAUCCUUCCUGGAAGAAGGCCAUCUACAAGGUCAUCUGUAAGCUGGACAGUGAGGUCCCCGAGGUCUUCAAAUCGCCCAACUGUUUGCAGGAGCUGCUUCAUGAGUAGAUAUUUCCACUUGCCCUCAAACUCCAGCGCCCAAAAAAAAAAAAAAAAAAAAAAAGAAAACAACUGGAGAAUGAAGUAGGGUUAUUUUUUUUUUUCUCUCUCUAACUGAAGGCCCAGCUAGUCCAGCUGUUCAUUUUCUGCUUUUUCUUCUUCUCUAAGAGAGAGAGAGAGAGAGAGAGAGAG